Molecule: messenger RNA, 7883 nt
Organism: Siniperca chuatsi (mandarin fish)
Lineage: Eukaryota; Metazoa; Chordata; Actinopteri; Centrarchiformes; Sinipercidae
Product: kinesin-like protein KIF1C
Biological process (GO): vesicle-mediated transport; cytoskeleton-dependent intracellular transport; microtubule-based movement
Cellular component (GO): axon; dendrite; microtubule
Molecular function (GO): ATP binding; microtubule binding; plus-end-directed microtubule motor activity
Source: RefSeq, a predicted model, not a curated record
CCCGCCGCGCGGCCAGGCCACCGGCCAGCCUCUCCGCCUCUCUCCCCCCUCUCUCUUCUCUUUCCUUUUCCUUUCUUAAAAACUCCGUUUUCCGUUAAAACCUUCGCUUCACGCUCGGUUUACCGAUAAACUCCCCCCGCCCCGCCCCGAACAGGAGCAGCAGGAGCGGCCACCGGGCCGGACAAACGACCGGAUUACCGAGUUUCAGCGAGCAGCUAGCGGCCGGUCCUGCCGUGAUUCGCCGCCCAGCAGCGGGCCGCAACUUUCCGUCACUUUGUUUCACUUUUUCCCACCGACGGGUCCGUUUACCGGACGGUGACGUCAGCCCCGACGAAAGUUGAGGAUCAGCUGCCGCCGCCGUUACACCGGAGGAGACAGCGUUAGCCCGGACCCGGACCCGGACCCGGACCACGGCUGAACUCUCUGCCCCGCCGUUUGUUUGUUCCGCAGCGGAGCGAUGGGGACUGUGUGAGCGGAGCAGCGCGUGGCCUCCACGAGACUCCCCGUUUCCUCCGGGCCGGUAAGGUGGGGUGGGCGGAGCUGAGAGAUGGCAGGUGCGUCAGUGAAGGUGGCGGUGCGAGUCCGCCCGUUCAACUCCAGAGAGACGGGACGCAACGCCAAGUGUGUGAUCCAGAUGCAGGGAAACACCACCUGUAUCUCCAACCCCAAACAGCCCAAAGAUGGAGCCAAGAACUUCACCUUCGACUAUUCCUACUGGUCACACACAACGGCUGAUGACCCCAGCUUUGCAUGUCAGAGGCAGGUGUAUAAGGACAUUGGAGAGGAGAUGCUGCUGCACGCCUUCGAAGGAUACAAUGUGUGUAUUUUUGCAUACGGACAGACGGGUGCAGGUAAGAGCUACACCAUGAUGGGCAAACAGGAGCCUGGACAGGAAGGGAUCAUACCACAGCUGUGUGAGGACUUGUUUCAGAGGACAGCAGAAAACACUGAUCCUGACCUGACCUACUCCGUGGAGGUGUCCUACAUGGAGAUCUACUGUGAGCGGGUCCGGGAUCUGUUGAACCCGAAGUCCCAGGGGACUCUGCGGGUCCGGGAGCAUCCCAUUCUGGGUCCCUACGUGGAGGAUCUGUCCAAACUGGCUGUGACCGGAUUCACUGACAUCCGGGACCUGAUGGACGCCGGCAACAAAGCUCGGACGGUUGCGGCCACAAACAUGAAUGAGACGUCGUCCAGAUCACACGCUGUCUUCACCAUCGUCUUCACCCAAAAACGACGAGACCAGAUGACCAGCCUGGACACUGAGAAGGUCAGCAAGAUCAGUCUGGUCGACCUGGCUGGAAGUGAGCGCGCCGACUCCUCGGGGGCUAAGGGCACUCGACUCAAGGAAGGAGCGAACAUCAAUAAAUCGCUGACCACGUUGGGAAAAGUGAUAUCAGCUUUGGCCGAAAUGCAGAGCAAUAAGAAGAGGAAAAGUGAUUUUAUUCCCUACAGAGACUCUGUUCUCACCUGGCUACUGAAGGAAAACCUGGGAGGAAACUCUCGGACGGCCAUGAUUGCUGCUCUAAGUCCUGCUGACAUCAACUAUGAAGAAACACUGAGCACUCUGAGGUAUGCUGACCGCGCCAAACAGAUCCGUUGUAACGCUGUGAUCAAUGAAGAUCCAAACGCCAAACUAAUCAGAGAGCUGAAGGCUGAAGUGGAACGACUGAGAAACCUGCUGUUCUCCCAGGGCCUGCAGGAGCUGCUGGACAACGCUGUCAACAACAACAACAACAACGGCCCCGGUUGUGUUGCAGGUGUGUCCCCGUCCCCGCUGCAGCUCGCACUCACAGCCAAUGGGCUCGUACCUAAGAAUGGCUCCGCCCCUCCAGGUGCCGAGCCGGCGUCUGCAGGUGACGUACCCGCCGACCCCGACCACCUGAUCGAGGAUGGAGAGGAAGGGGAGGAGGCGGAUGCUACGGAGCCCAUCAGUAAAGAGGAAGCAGCGGAGAGGCUGAUGGAGACGGAAAAGAUUAUCGCAGAGCUAAAUGAGACGUGGGAAGAGAAACUAAGAAAGACCGAAUCUAUUCGUUUGGAGAGAGAGUCCCUGCUGGCAGAGAUGGGCGUGUCCAUUAAAGAAGAUGGAGGAACGCUGGGCGUCUUCUCUCCUAAAGGAACGCCUCACCUGGUCAACCUGAACGAAGACCCUCUGAUGUCAGAGUGUCUCCUCUACUACAUCAAGGAGGGGUUCACCAGGGUUGGACAGCAGGACGUGGACAUUAAGCUGUCCGGCCACUUCAUAAAGGAGAUUCACUGCGUGUUUGUCAGUGAGACCAACGACCAGGGAGAAGUGGUGGUCACUCUGGAGCCGUUAGUCGGAGCAGAGACGCACGUUAACGGGAAGCAGAACGAAGCCGUCGUCCUCAAACAAGGUAACCGCAUCGUGAUGGGGAAGAACCACGUGUUUCGGUUUAACCACCCGGAGCAGGCGAGGCUGGAGAGAGAGCGCAGCGUCACGGCCGAACAGCAGGGGGAGCCGGAGGACUGGAACUACGCCCAGAGGGAACUGCUGGAGAAACAAGGCAUCGACAUCAAGCUGGAGAUGGAGAAGAGACUGCAGGACAUGGAGAUUCAGUACCGGAAAGAGAAGGAGGAGGCCGAUCUGCUGCUGGAGCAACACAGACUGUAUGCUGACAGUGACAGCGGUGACGACUCAGACAAACGCUCCUGUGAGGAGAGCUGGAGGCUGAUCUCCUCCCUGAGAGAGAAACUACCUGCCAACAAGGUGCAGUCUAUAGUGAAGCGCUGUGGUCUGCCCAGCAGUGGGAAGAGGAGGGAGCCUCUCAGAGUCUAUCAGAUCCCUCAGAGGAGGAGGAUCAGCAAAGACCCCAAACGGGUCAACAUGGAAGACCUCCGCAUGCAGGCCGUCAAAGAGAUCUGCUACGAGGUGGCUCUGGGAGACUUCCGUCACUCCCGUCAGGAGAUCGAAGCGCUGUCCAUCGUCAAGAUGAAGGAACUCUGCCGCAUGUACGCCAAGAAAGACUCCAACGAGAGGGAGAGCUGGAGGGCCGUGGCCCAGGACGUCUGCGACACCGUGGGCAUCGGAGAGGAGAGGAGCCCCCCCACUGAGGAGGGAGGAGGGGGCGGGGGAGAGACGGGGGAGGGAGGAGAGAAAAAAAACGUGUAUGACCUGAAGGCUCACAUCGAUAAGCUGACUGAUAUUUUGGAGGAGGUGAAGUUGCAGAACAACAUGAAGGACGAGGAGAUCAAAGCUCUGAGAGACAGAAUGAUCAAGAUGGAGAGCAUCAUACCUGUUCAGGAUGAUGACGUGAACAGCGAAGAGGGCGAGUCACCUCAGAGAGACGGGGGCGGGGCCGGCGACACCCCCCACAAGCCGGAGGUCAGAGUUAAGCAGCUGAUGGACGAGGACCCGGCGUUCAGGAGAGGACGCCUCCGCUGGCUGAAACAGGAACAGCAGCGAAUCCUGAACCUGCAGCAGCAGAACAUCACCAAGAAACUACGAGGACAAAACCAGAAUCAGGGUCAGAACUCCCCCAUUGUUCCCGUUCAUCUCCCCGGGACCGGCCGCUUCAUCCCCCCCCAGGAGUGCAAGCUCAAGUUCCCCUUCAAGAGUAACCCCGCCCACCGGAUGUCAUGGGGACCAGCCAGCGCCGCCCUGCAGGCUCUGGGGCUGGGGGAGGGAGGAGGAGAUGGGGGAGAGCAGCAGGAGGAGGGAGGAGGCGGAGGAGGAGUGGAGGGUAAAGGUUCUCCAUCCCCUCCUCCUCCUCAGGUUCAGUCUGCUGGUCUUUUGCCCCUCCCCUUCCUGGCUCCGCCCCCUCGCAUGCGCACCCCCAGCCCUCAUCGCGCCUGGCAACAGCGUAACCAAGGCAACCAGGGUAACCAGGGCGGCUUCUACUACCACCACCAGGGCAACAACCAAAACCACCAGCGCCGCUACCGCCGCAACUCUCUGGACAGCUCCACCCAUGGCAACGGUAACUAUGACAACGACCAGCAUCAUGGUGGUGGUGGUCACCAGGGGCGACCAAGACAGAGGAGGGGGGUGUCGCCUGGGCCAGGAGGGGAGCGAGGAGGGGGGAGAGGAGGAGGAGGAGGAGGAGGAGGAGCGAGGGACAGAGAUGGAGGCUUCCAUUAUAAUCAACACCAGCACCAUCAGUACCAUCACCAUCCCUACUACAACCCCCACAAUGCACCAUUCCAGCCAGGACCUCACCCCAACUACCACAGCCUGCCGCGCUCCGGGCCCCCGCCCCUUCCUGCUGACAUGCUGCUGGGGGUGGGGCCACCGCAAGGGGGGUGGGGCUUCACCACCCCCCCUAGGAUGAGACGGCAGUUCAGCGCACCGGACCUCAAAAACAACAACAAGGAGACCCCCAUCUGACCUCUGACACCAGGGAGGUCUCUGAUUGGCUGCAGGACAAAGGGUGGUCCUGAUGCUGUAGAGAAUAGGCUGUGUGUGUGUGUGUGUGCGUGUGUGUGUGUGUGUGUGAGUGUGUGUUUCAGCGCCUUUACAAUACUGAGUCAGCCCGUCACACACCAACUAACAUCACACACAUCCUGUAUCUUCAAUCCUGCUGUGUGUGUGAGUGUGUGUAGCUUGCUCCUAGCCUUUACGUUAGCAUGGGUUAGCUGUUGCCAUAGCAACACUGUUUUAGGAAAAAGUGGAUUAUUUUAUUUUAUUUUUUUUUUUUUUUUGCCGUUUUUCAAGCUGUCAAACAGGAUGGAAGUGUUUUACGUAAUGAUUUAGUUUUUUUGAUUUUAUUGAUUGCUGAUAUUCUCGUCUUGAUCAGUCGUUUAUAACGAGGUGCCUUAAAGCUGAAGUGUUAGCUCCCGGGGCUAGCUACUGUUAGCUGAAGCCUCCUGUUGAAGCUGUUUUUACUUAAAGAUGAAAUACGUCGGUUUGUUUGUAUUUAAAGGAGUUUUAGCGCCUCUCUUUUAGCCGCUGUUAGCCCAGGAGGCCAACUAGCCUGGUUCAGCCUGAGAGGUCUGUGUUAGCUUGGGCUAGUCAGAUAGCCUGAGCAGGGAGCAAUGAGUGGUUAUUUAGCUUUUCAGGCUAAUACGUUAUGUGGUGAAGUGCUACACAAGCCCAAGUUUAGCACAAGAAUUAGCUUAGCUUAGCCUAGCCUAGCCUAACAAAGGCAGUAUUCAUGUUGUAUGGGAAUUACAGUUUGUACGACUUCAGCAACAGCUUGGCUCACACUGCAGGAGUUUUAAAAUCCUGACCGGCGUCGCGCACAUGAGAAACUUAACAGAUGUUCCUCUCUAAUCUCAGACAUGCUCACGCUGCAGGAUGUUAUUCAGAGGGAGCGAUGCCCCACCUCACGUGGUCUCACGGCGAGGCAGACAACAACUGGCCGUGGUAACGUUAAUGAUUUGCAGCGAGAAGAAACAAAAGCAGGGGCACGAGUCGGGCGGGGAACACGGGGCAGCUCUGACGGGUCUGCGAUGGAUCUGUAAACCCCUCACAUUACCAGAUAAUCUGGUCCCAGACCAGGUUUCGCCGCCGAUUGUCGGGAGGAUAAAUCGGCCCAAAACUCCUGCAGUCUGAGCAACCGCCAUUUUAGCUUGACCACGCCCCUUUUACAUGUUCACCUGUAACGCGCAGUGAUUGGCUGCCGAAUGAGAGCUGUUGGAAACGUUUUCCUUGAAUCUAGAAGCUCGUAUUUCCCGUCUCUCCCAUGUGACUUGAAUGAUGCGUUUGUGCUACAAACCAAAGAGCGCCGCUCUGUGGCGCCUCCUGCAGGAGCGCAGAGCGCUGACAGACGCACUGUUCAGACAGACAGGGUGAACACGUCAGCACUGAUGAUGAAGAGGAGGAGGAGGAGGAGGUGUUGUGGUUGUAGGUGUUGAGACAGACCCGCAUGUUGAAUCUUUUUAAAGCGUUGUGUGUGUAUAUUUGAAGUGUAUCCUGACUUAUUUUUGUCUUGACGUUUUUAUGAAGAUGAAUCUAUUUUAAAACGCGCUCAUCUUCACUGUCUCGUGGGAAAUGUAGUAAGUGAUACGUAGGAAUACUGACUUAUUUAACCGACUUGGGAGAUGCAGGGAUCGUGAAACAUGAUGGACUAUGGUAUAUGUGGGGUAAGCAAGGAACUCUGGGAAAUGUAGUAUGAGAGAAGAUGGAAGAGGGAGACACUUAAAGAAGAGAAAUCUGAGAUACAAUAAGCUUUGUGUUUGAAGUAGUAACCGACACUACGACAUGUUAUGUGAUUUGAAAGGAUCUGACACUAAUUAGUACUUUACGUUCACAUCAGUUGUGACAAGAAGUGACGAAUAAACGGCUGCCUUCCCGAGACGUCAGGAAGUUGGAAAUUGUGGCUUUUUUCUCAUUUGAGUCAUUUGAUGUCACUUUAAAGGCUAUUUUUUUUUCAACGGUUAUAGAUAAUUGUUCUCAUACUUGUGAGAAAUAUGUUUCCUAAUGUUGCUGUCGUAUAUUAGCAUGCAAACGUGCUGAUGUUCCCGCGUUUCCUCCAGCCAUCUGUGUCCAACAGAGCUUUAACGUCAAAGUUCAAGGCUGCAACUAACGAUUAUUUUCAUUGUCGAUUAAUCAAUUAAUAAUUUAGUCUAGAAAUGCUCAUCACAGUUUCAGAGUCUAGGGUGUCAUCUUCAGAUUCAGAGUCAAAAACCCCAAACAUUUUCAGUUUAAAAUAAUAAAACAGAGAAAAGCCGAUAAAUGACUGGGCCGAUUAUCAAACAGGUAGCGGACUAAUAUUCUGUCGUUAUUCCUGCCACAAGUUUCCAUCUUCCGGCGUCCAGCUGAACGCAGCGUCGGGUUCGCCAGGUGUGGAGCAGCCUCGGUCUGCGCUGAAUGACGACAUGUUUACUGUCAGGAGGAGCUGGGAGUUAGCGGCACUGCCUAAACCCCGCCCCCACAGAGCAAGGCAUUGUGGGAGAUGAUGAGUGGAGCAUCUUUGUGCUCCGUGACUUUAAGACCUUUUCACAGAAAGGUCAGAACCAACCAAUGGGAGCUCUCCUUCCGGCCGCACAGCCGGUCGCGGAAGGAGUCGCCACGAUGAUGAUGACAAACAGAACUGAUUGUGAUUGGCCCGAGAAGCAUGACAUCAGCAGAAUUUAUUUCCGCCUUGUUUUGCUCUGCUGUCUCUGGAAUCGACCAAUCACGGGACAAUCUUGAUAACCUGCUGCCACCGCCGGGCUUGAUGGGAAACGAUGUUCCCUUUUUGUUUUUUUAUUUUUCAGAUUUUUUAAUUUUAUGUUCAGCUUGGGCUUCUGAUUGGCUGUUUCUUCCUUUUCUUUGUGUAUUCAUUUGCUUCUUGUCCUAAAUAUUUUAACCCCGCCUACAUGUUUGUGAUGUCAUCAUCGCUAUUAUUAUAUAAUUAUUAUAAAGUUCUAAGUGUCAUUAUUAUUGGGUUCUUUUGGAUGCUGCUAAAGGGAGCUUCUUCGCCCUCAUGCCACCGCCUGAGUGUGUUUGUGUGUGUGUGUGUUCGAGUGUGUUGGACGUCAGAGUGUGUGUGUGUGUGUUUCCGGGUUCAUUUAGAACCGUAAUCUAAAGUUUGUUUUACUUUAUAAAGCCGAUUUUAUUGCUUUUCUUCUAAUCGUCUGUUUAGUUUUGUUGUUUUGGAGGUUUGAGGAGGGGAGGGGGGGAGCCGUUGCCGUGGCAACCUGACUCAGCAGAAUUCCAGAGCAUUCUAGAACCCUCACUGACUGGCCCCGCCCAUUCCCUGCACCUCUGCUCCAAUCACCUCAGAAUCUGACAUCACAGCAUGAUGUCGCUUCAGAACUCUGGAACACCUGUGUGAUGACAUCAUGGUCUAGCCCUUCUCCUAUUGGCUCAGAGCCCCUCAGUUGUUUUUCUGUCUGUGUUGGGUUGUUGUGUCUGUUGUUUUUGUUGAAUCAGGAACCAAUCUCAGGCUCUACCUGCAGACAACACGAUGGCAAUAAACUGUCAAUAAGAAUGAAAAACUAAA